UCGAACUUCAACCUCAGCAAACAACCAGCUGUAACGUAUAACCUGCAACAACGACAACAACAAUAGCAACAGCAACAUCUCGAAGUCAGCCCUUACAUUUCGAAAUUAUUUUUCCCUCUUUCUCCUUUUUAGUUUCAGCAGGAGGACGCAGUACACCCACGCUCAUGACAUCAAGCUCUGGGAGUCUACAUACCCAGUUACACCUCACAGCCAGCCAGCCUGCUGCUCUCUCUCCCCCCCAUCUUUCAUUCGUCUUAUUGGUUUGAUACCUGGAUAAGACCAAAUUUUGAGGCAACUUAUUACAGUGCCGCUGAUGGAAGAAUCAAAGCAUUAAUUUAAUCAUAAGAUUGUGAACCAUCUGCUCUUCAGUAAUCCCCCCCCAAAGACAGACACGCCCAGCCACUCAUUGUAUUUCCACAAACAACCGGCUGGGAGGAGGAGUCCAAUCAUCACAAGAUAGGGAACAUAUAUAAAUAUAACCCGUUAUCUCGCCGGAAGAAUUCUUGCGGUUUGUGACACUCGGCUUCUCGCAUCAGUCCGCUCAUGAGUUUCCGGCCCGGCAUCCAUCACCUCAACCAUGACAACUCGAUAUAGAGUGGAAUACGCCCUUAAGUCUCAUCGCAGGGACCAGUUAAUUGAAUGGAUCAAGGGACUGCUCGCCGUUCCUUUCGUGCUACACUCGCAACCAACUGCGCUAUACCAAGAGCACAGUCCCAACCUUGCCCAGCCAGCUGCUAAAACUCAUGACCGUUAUGUGGAGAUCAUGCAUGAUGUUGAAAAUCUCAUCAACGACCAUAUCAGUCACCAAAAGGGUAAAAGCAAACGUCCUUCAAAACUGAAGCUUCUAGUUCCUAGCAUUGGAACUUUCUUCACUCCUCUACUUUUGGUCGAUGCCUUCAGAUAUCAGGAUAAGAAACGAUCCAUCAGCAGUCGGCGAUUUGUGCCACCAUCGUUCAACGAUAUUCGCAACAUCCUCAACACAGCGCAACUCUUAGGCCUUAUCAAAGGCGGAGGGGUUGACCUCAUCACUUUUGACGGCGACGUGACACUCUACGACGAUGGAGCAUCACUUACUAUGGACAACCCAGUCAUUCAACGGAUAAUCCGUCUCUUACGCCAGGGGAAGAGGGUCGGUAUCGUAACCGCUGCUGGAUACACUGAGGCACUCAGGUAUUACGAGCGUCUUCACGGUCUGUUAGACAACGUGAAAAACGACCCAGGCCUUAAUGAGCACCAGCAGAAUAAUCUUAUAGUAAUGGGUGGCGAGAGCAAUUUCCUGUUUAAGUUUGACAGAUCAUCCCCUGAUUUGCUCUCACCUGUCGAACGGAGCGAAUGGCUCCUGGAUGACAUGAAGCUGUGGCAAGAGGAGGAUAUCACCGAGUUGCUGGAUAUUGCUGAAACUGCACUCCGUGACUGCAUGGCUAAGUUGAAACUUCCAGCUACCCUUGUUCGCAAACCGCGGGCGGUUGGCAUAUCUCCACUCGAGGGCAGCCGUAUGCACCGGGAGCAGCUCGAGGAGACGGUUUUAGUAGCACAACAAACGGUUGAAUUUUCAUCGGUAGGCGAACGUCUACCGUUCUGUGCGUUCAAUGGAGGAAACGACGUAUUCAUUGAUAUUGGCGAUAAAUCUUGGGGUGUGCGCGCCUGCCAACGUUACUUUGGCGGUAUUCCGCAGUCCAAAACUCUGCAUAUCGGCGACCAGUUCCUUUCUGCGGGCUCUAAUGAUUUCAAGGCCCGCCUUGCAUGCACCACAUCUUGGGUAUCUAAUCCCGGUGAAACGGUGCAGUUACUAGAUGAGCUCGAUGAAUUGGAGAAACAACAUCAUAUCUAAAUGAUACCCACACAUGCUUUGAUCUGUCUUUCCAGUUAAGAGUGCAGGAUAUUAUGUUGCAGGCUGCUCCCUAGCUUCAACGUUCCGGGAAGGAGCUUUUAUGGUUCAUAUGUCAACGAGAGUCUUGUUGCGGCAAUUAUAUUCCCAAAUCUAAUGAAAUCGACGAAUGAAAGUUUCUCCAUACUUUUGUAGCCGGAAAUGAGUUUGUUCUGUAGGUCAACGUUCUGAACGAAGGACACCUCUUUCCUCUGUCCAUUGCACGAGUCAACGUAAUAUCUACUACCUUAUUCCCCAUAAUGUAUGCUACCCUUCGGACUACUUCGAAGUACGUACAUGUAGAGAAGCCACGUAAAUCUAUGAAUUCCAUUCCUUUCCUUUCUCUUUCCCCAGUCAAAGAGACGACAUUCUUGAAAUACUUCUUGAAAAUCCAAGUCCAGUUCCACUCUUUCUCAAUCCCAACAAACCACUAGAACGAAUUCAUCCCGGACAUCCACCAAACGCCGACCAUAUAAGCAUCUUCUUGAUCCUCCUUAAAAGUGCCUACCAAGCAACAAUAAAACCCGUCGUGUGCUGCUCACUCGAUUGUUUCCGCCCACAGCAGAGAAUGGAAUUACAGAUCGUUAUCUGUGUCCGUGUUGACUACUAACAUUUUUAAUUUACCUGUUAAACC
Blastomyces dermatitidis ER-3 is the source of this 2501-nucleotide messenger RNA. RefSeq names its product IMP-specific 5'-nucleotidase 1. The transcript is spliced from 8 exons. The record is from RefSeq and is a predicted model, not a curated record. Bases 578 to 1831 code for a protein of 417 amino acids. Gene Ontology annotation, biological process: inosine salvage; nicotinamide riboside biosynthetic process; nucleotide metabolic process. Gene Ontology annotation, molecular function: magnesium ion binding. Lineage: Eukaryota; Fungi; Ascomycota; Eurotiomycetes; Onygenales; Ajellomycetaceae.